Molecule: messenger RNA, 6627 nt
Organism: Musa acuminata subsp. malaccensis (wild Malaysian banana)
Lineage: Eukaryota; Viridiplantae; Streptophyta; Magnoliopsida; Zingiberales; Musaceae
Source: RefSeq, a predicted model, not a curated record
GACGCUCCUUUUCCUUUGACGUGACGGUUGCCUACUCGUUCGCCCAAUAAUAAGGAUCUCGCUGGACCCUUUGCGUUCGCUCCCCGCGGCCGGGCGGCAGCGCGCCUCCUACCUCCGAGACCCUUCCACUCCUCCCGCCUCGAUCGCCGAAAAUGAACGCCGGAAGCGCCGCCAAGCUCAUCGUCGAGGCGCUUCUCCAGCGUUUCCUCCCUCUCGCCCGCCGCCGCAUCGAGACGGCCCAGGCUCAGGAUGGGCAAUAUCUUCGACCAUCUGAUCCAGCUUAUGAGCAAGUGUUGGAUUCAUUAGCUAUGGUUGCACAGCAUACACCUGGACCACUUUUAGAAGCUCUUCUUCGUUGGAGAGAGAGUGAAUCACCAAAGGGUGCAAAUGAUGCUUCCACAUAUCAGAAGAAGCUUGCAGUGGAGUGCAUAUUCUGCUCUGCUUGCAUUCGCUUUGUGGAGUGUUGUCCCCAAGAAGGAAUUACUGAAAACCUAUGGUCUGGUCUGGAAAAUUUUGUGUUCGAUUGGUUAAUUAAUGCAGAUAGGGUUGUUAGCCAGGUUGACUAUCCUUCAUUGGUUGAUUUGCGUGGGCUCCUCUUAGAUCUUGUUGCACAACUUUUAGGUGCUUUAUCGCGGAUUAGGUUCAGCUCUGUAACAGAACGAUUUUUUAUGGAGCUAAAUACUCGACGUAUUGACACUAGCGUUGCCAGAAGUGAGACGCUCAGUAUCAUCAAUGGGAUGCGCUACCUAAAGCUGGGAGUAAAGACAGAAGGUGGUUUGAAUGCAUCAGCAUCUUUUGUGGCAAAAGCUAAUCCUCUUAAUCGUACUCCUCACAAGAGAAAGAGUGAACUAUAUCAUGCAUUGUGCAAUAUGCUUUCAAGCAUAUUAGCACCACUUGCAGAGAGUGGAAAAGGCCAUUGGCCUCCAUUGGGAGUGGAAUCUGCACUAGCAUUAUGGUAUGAAGCAGUAGCUCGAAUUAGAGGGCAACUUAUGCAUUGGAUGGAGAAACAGAACAAGCAUAUAACAGUUGGCUUCCCAUUGGUGACCCUUCUACUCUGUCUAGGCGAUCCCCAAGCAUUUAAUACUAACUUUGGUCCUCAUAUGGAGCUUUUGUAUAAGAAUCUUAAAGAUAAGAACCAUCGGUCGAUGGCACUAGAUUGCUUGCACCGGGUUGUGAAAUUUUAUUUAAAUGUUUAUGCAGAUUUCCAGCCUAAAAACCAAGUAUGGGAUUACUUGUACAGUGUCACAGCACAGUUGUUGACUGUCUUAAAGAAAGGUUUGCUAACUCAAGAUGUUCAGCAUGAUAAACUUGUUGAGUUCUGUGCGACUUUAGCUGAGAGUAACCUAGAUUUCACUAUGAAUCAUAUGAUACUAGAAUUGUUGAAACCUGAUAGUCUGAGUGAAGCAAAGGUUAUUGGUCUUCGGGCUUUGCUUGCCAUUGUUAUGUCUCCUUCAAAUCAACAAUUUAGCUUGGAAGUUUUUCAUGUUCAUGGUAUUGGUCAUUACGUUCCGAAAGUGAAAUCUGCUAUUGAGUCUAUCAUACGAUCAUGCAAUAAAGCCUAUAGCCAAGCCCUUCUUACUUCACCAAAGUCAACCAUAGAUAAUGCAACGAAGGAAAAAUCUCAAGCGUCUCUCUUCAGGUCAGUGCUGAAGUGCAUACCAUAUUUGAUCGAAGAAGUUGGCCGCAGUGAUAAGAUAACUGAAAUUAUUCCACAGCAUGGCAUAAGUUUUGAUCCUGGUGUUCGUGAAGAAGCAGUGCAAGUAAUGAACCGCAUUGUACGACAUCUUCCUCAUCGUCGUCAUGCUGUGGUGAGAGGGAUGGCUACCUUUAUACUGAAACUUCCUGAUGAGUUUCCUCUUUUAAUCCAAACUUCACUGGUCCGCCUAGUGGAACUUAUACGUUUGUGGAGGGCUUGUUUGUCUGAUAAACUGUUGGUAAAUGAUGCUCAUAGCAUUAAGAGACCAUGUCUUGAUGGUGAUAAAGUGAACAGGUCUCCAUUUCUUCAGUCAGCAGAUCCUUCUGAGUUCCAAACAACAGAAGUAGAUGCACUUGGUCUUUUUUUCCUCAGUUCAGUGGAUGUCCAGAUAAGACAUACAGCAUUAGAGUUACUGCGGUCUGUUCGUGUUUUAAGAAAUGAUAUCAGAAACCUCUCAGCAAAUGGCCGAGCUGAUAAUAAAUUGUUUGAGGUGGAACCAAUAUUUGUCAUUGACGUAUUGGAAGAAAAUGGAGAUGAUUUUGUUUUGAGUAGCUAUUGGGAUUCUGGUCGUCCUUUUGAUUUGAGGAGGGAAUUCGAUCCAGUGCCUCCAGACAUAACACUUCAGUCCAUUCUUGAAAACCCUGAUAAAAACAGAUGGGCCCGCUGUCUUAGUGAACUUGUUAAAUUUGCUGCUGAACUUUGCCCAACUUCUGUUCAGGAAGCAAGGCUGGAGGUAAUACGUAGGCUUGCACUUGUUACACCUGUUGAAUUAGGUGGGAAGGCUUAUCAGUCACAAGAUGCAGAAAACAAACUUGACCAAUGGUUAAUGUAUGCUAUGUUUGCAUGCUCCUGUCCAACUGAUAACAGAGAAGACCGGGCCUUUACAGCAGCUAAGGAGCUUUUUCAUCUCAUAUUCCCAGCACUUAGACAUGGAUCUGAAAUAUACACUCAUGCAGCUAUCACUGCUCUUGGCCACUCAAACCUGGAAGUAUGUGAAACAAUGUUUGGUGAGCUUGCAUCAUUUGUUGAGGAAGUUUCGUCAGAAGCAGAGGGAAAGUCAAAAUGGAAGAACCAGAAGUCCCGCCGUGAGGAUCUUCGCAUACACAUUGCAAACAUAUAUCGUACAAUCGCUGAGAAAGUUUGGCCAGGGAUGCUUAGUCGGAAAGCUAUUUUGCGACUACAUUUUCUGAAAUUUAUUGAAGAAACAUACCGCCACAUAUGCGCAUCACAAUCUGAUAGUUUUCAGGAAUUGCAGCCUCUCCGUUAUGCGUUAGCUUCUGUGAUACGAUAUUUAGCUCCAGAAUUUGUGGAGUCAAAGUCUGAUAAGUUUGAUGUCAGAAUUCGUAAGAAGCUUUUUGAUCUUCUUCUUAGUUGGUGUGAUGAUACAGGCAGCACAUGGUCACUUGAAAACAUUAGUGAGUACCGCAGAGAAAUUGAGCGCUACAAGUUGGGACAGCACAACCGAUCAAGGGAGUCAAUAGAUAAAUUCAAUUUCGAUAAGGAGGUUUUUGAGCAAGUGGAGGCAGUGCAGUGGGCCUCCAUGAAUGCCAUUGCCUCUCUUUUAUAUGGGCCAUCUUUUGAUGACAAUGCCAGAAAGAUGACUGGUCGGGUUAUAUCUUGGAUCAACAAUUUAUUUAUGGAACCAGCUUAUAGGGCACCAUUUGGGUUUUCACCUGCAGAUCCACGAACUCCAUCAUACACAAAAUACACGGGAGAUGGAGGACGUGUUAGUGCAGGACGAGAUAAACAGAAAAGUGGACAUCUCCGCCUUCUUCUAGCAAAAACUGCAUUAAAAAAUCUUCUCCAGACAAAUUUGGAGCUAUUUCCUGCUUGUAUUGACCAAUGCUACUCUCCAGAUUCUUCAAUAGCAGAUGGUUACUUUAGUGUACUAGCUGAAGUCUAUAUGUGCGAAGAAAUUCCAAAGUGUCAGAUCCAGAGACUGGUAAGUUUGAUCCUCUAUAAGGUAGUUGAUCAGUCAAAACAAGUUCGUGACGAUGCCCUUCAAAUGUUGGAAACCCUUUCUGUCCGUGAAUGGGCUGAAGAUGAAUUUGAGGGUACAGGGCGUUAUCAGGCAUCAGUGGUUGGAAACCUACCAGACUCCUAUCAACAAUUUCAAUAUAAGCUUUCCUCAAAACUUGCUAAAGACCAUCCUGAGCUGAGUGAACUCCUGUGCGAGGAAAUUAUGCAACGACAGCUUGAUGCGGUGGACAUUAUUGCACAGCAUCAGGUCCUAACAUGCAUGGCUCCUUGGAUUGAGAAUCUGAACUUCUUGAAACUUAAGGAAUCUGGCUGGGGUGAAAGAUUAUUGAAAAGCCUUUACUAUGUGACGUGGAAACAUGGUGAUCAAUUUCCUGAUGAAAUAGAGAAGCUGUGGAGCACUGUUGCUAGCAAUAACCGGAAUAUCAUUCCAGUCCUUGGUUUUUUGAUCACCAAAGGGAUUGAAGACUGUGAUUCUAAUACAUCAGCAGAGAUAACUGGAGCAUUUGCUACAUAUUUCUCAGUAGCCAAACGUGUUAGUCUAUAUCUUGCACGCAUUUGCCCACAACAGACCAUUGAUCACUUGGUUUGUGAGUUAUCACAGCGAAUGCUGGAGGAGAUUGAGGAUCCAGUUAGGCCUAGCAAGGAUGAUCCUUUGGCAAGUUUUAUUUUGGAGUUUUCUCAAGGCCCCACAACUUCUCAGGUCACAACUAUUGCAGACAGCCAACCUCACAUGUCGCCUUUGCUUGUUCGUGGUUCCCUUGAUGGGCCACAUAGAAACACCGGCGGUAACCUGAACUGGCGGACUUCAGCAAUAACAGGCCGGAGUAUCUCAGGCCCUCUGAGUCCAUUGCACCCUGAAGGUAACAUUAUUGCUCCUUCCACUGGUCGGUCAGGGCAACUCCUUCCAGCACUUAUGAACAUACCAGGGAUGAGCUUGUCAGGGCCAUUGAUGAGUGUUCGGAAUUCAACAGGUAAUUUAAGGAGCCGCCAUAUGUCACGUGACAGUGUAGAUUGCCUAAUUGAUACACCUAACUCUGGUGAGGAUAUUUUGCAUCUUGGGGGUAUUGAACUUCAAGGAAUUAGUGCCAGUGAGCUCCAAUCAGCUUUGCAGGGACAUCAACAACACUUACUAUCCCGUGCAGACAUAGCGUUGAUUUUACUUGCCGAAAUUGCUUAUGAGAAUGAUGAGGAUUUUCGUGAACACUUGCCACUGCUCUUUCAUGUUACUUGUGUCUCCAUGGAUAGCUCAGAAGACAUUGUGCUCCUGCAUUCUCAGAAUCUGCUUGUCAAUUUACUCUAUUCACUUGCUGGUCGGCAUCUAGAACUGUAUAAGGUUGAGAGUGGUGAUAGAUUACGGUCUUGUGGGAAAUCUUUGCCUAAAGAGGGUGGAAAGGUGCCAGCAUUUGAAGGUGUGCAGCCUCUUGUGCUGAAGGGACUUAUGUCCACUGUCAGUCAUGGUUCUGCAAUCGAGGUGCUAUCUCGAAUGACUGUUCCUUACUGCGACUCUAUAUAUGGGAGCCCGGAGACACGGCUUUUAAUGCACACCACAGGCUUACUGCCCUGGCUUGCCUUACAGCUAAUGAAGGAUCCGAUUGCCACAGACUCGGUUACACCUCUUCGACUUCAGUACCAGAAAGCAUGCUCUGUUGCUUCUGACCUUUCAUUUUGGUGUCGUGCAAAAGCAUUAGAUGAUCUUGCUGAAGUGUUUCUAGCUUAUUCUCAUGGUGAGAUCACAUCCAGUGAGGACCUCUUUGCCUGUGUAUCUCCACCAAUUUGUUCUGCAUGGUUCCCCAAGCACUCAUCUUUAGCAUUUGGUCAUUUGCUAAGGCUGCUUGAGAAGGGUCCUCUGGCUUACCAGAGGGUGGUACUAUUGACGCUUAAAGCACUGCUGCAGAAGACUCCAAUGGAUGUGGCACAGAGCCCACAUGUGUAUGCUGUUGUCUCACAGCUUGUCGAGAGCACAUUAUGUUGGGAGGCGCUUGGUGUUCUGGAAGCACUUCUGCAAAGUUGUAGCAGUGUUGCUGGUGGCCACAUGGACGAUCCGGGAUCAAAUGAAAACGAGUAUGAUGCAAGUGACAGAGUCUUACACGGUAUGUUGGCACCACAGAGCUCAUUCAAGGCACGAAAUGCAACCCUACAGUAUUUGGGUGGAUCUGCAUUUGGAACUGGAUUACCAGCUCAAGGUGCUGGGUCAACAACUGAUGGUGGUUUGUCGGCAGGAGAGGUGGCACUUCAGAAUACUCGUUUGCUUCUUGGUCGUGUGCUGGACAGUUGUGCGCUCGGAAAGAAGAGGGACUUCAAGCGUCUUGUUCCCUUUGUUGCCAGUAUCGGGACAUGAAGCACAUCCGAUGCUAGCAAUAUUAUGCAACAAUGUUGAAUGAUCCUUGUAUGGUCUCUUUUUGUCCCGAGGCAUAUGGCAACUGCCCCCAAAAUGGGUUUAGGAGCAAGGCUCCUGCUCCAUUGAAGUUAUCUACACCGAGGAAGGCACCAACGAAUGCUGCUAUUCGACUCGGAUGAACUGGAAUCCUGGCACUGGAUCCAGAGGUAUCGAUGAUGUUGGUGGUAGUCGUUUUAAUUUUUCAUGAAGCCUUUUUGCAGUUAUUACUACCAGAAUCUCCUCUAAUUUAAUAUCUCAUUAUAUUUUUGUCCUAUGAAGCAUCUUGGUCUCACAUUUUGAUGAAAAAGUAUGUGGGCACAUUUCAUCGGCUUAUUUAAUAGACUAAGUGAUUCGGAAGUCUUGGUCGACAUCCUAAUUCAGCGUAUUCCCUCCUCCUCGGAGAAUCUGAAAUGUUUUAUCUUUUUGUAUAAAUGUAAAGUCUCCCAUGUAUUUAUGGAGGCUAAUGGUAUGGCUAAUUGGACGGCAUCAGGGCACCAAAACUACUAAUUUAUGGUUUGCUGUGAUGUGAACAGCCAUAUUUAUUUCCAUUAUAAUUAGUAAAAUUUAAUUUCUU